Tripterygium wilfordii is the source of this 1972-nucleotide messenger RNA. RefSeq names its product ureide permease 2-like. Gene Ontology annotation, biological process: nitrogen compound transport. Gene Ontology annotation, molecular function: uracil:monoatomic cation symporter activity; allantoin:proton symporter activity. The transcript has 8 exons. Bases 189 to 1571 code for a protein of 460 amino acids. Gene Ontology annotation, cellular component: membrane. The record is from RefSeq and is a predicted model, not a curated record. NCBI's taxonomy places the organism in Eukaryota, Viridiplantae, Streptophyta, Magnoliopsida, Celastrales, Celastraceae.
CGCAAGAGUAUUGACUGACUUGAGAGAAACAAAACCAAACGAAAAAAAAUAUGCUACAAACAUGGAAAGACUGAUGAAUCAAAAAGAUUAGCAUCCUCCACAUUUCUUAGGAAUCUGCACACUCCCAAAAGAUUCCACAUCUUCAGUGAAGGACAGGCUGUGAAUGCGAGGGAUUCAUGUAUGAUUGAAUGUACAGGGCGAUAUUGCAAAGAUUCCAUCUUGAUUUGGUGGGAGGAAUCUGUAUCUGUAUACUGUUAUAUACCAGAGACCCACCGGGGUCGCGUUUGAUUGGAUUUUUCAGGUGCUGCCCCUUGAUAUUUCUACCAAGUGAGAGGGUUCAUUUAAGUGGAUUGAAAAUGUAUCUGGUGGAGAGCAAAGGAGGUGCCAUAGUGUGUAUGCUCCUUUCCCUCUUUUUCUUGGGGACAUGGCCUGCCCUUUUGACUCUUUUAGAGAGACGGGGUCGCCUUCCCCAGCAUACUUACCUUGAUUAUUCAAUCACAAAUCUGUUGGCUGCUGUAAUUAUAGCUUUCACUUUUGGUGAGAUUGGCAAGAGCAAACCUGAGAUGCCCAAUUUCUUAACUCAACUUUCUCAGGAUAAUUGGCCAUCUGUUUUAUUUGCAAUGGCUGGUGGGGUGGUCCUUAGCAUUGGAAAUUUAUCAACACAAUAUGCUUGGGCUUUCGUUGGUUUAUCAGUGACUGAAGUGAUUACGUCCAGCAUAACUGUCGUUAUAGGCACAACCCUGAAUUACUUCUUAGACGACAAAAUUAACAAAGCUGAGAUUCUUUUCCCUGGUGUUGCUUGCUUUCUGAUAGCUGUAUGUCUUGGAUCUGCUGUUCACUCAUCCAAUGCAGCAGAUAAUAAAGCAAAGCUCAGCAAUUUAGCAAGUGAUCAAAACCUUGCAGCAGGGAUGACACGUACGUCAGCAUCCCUUGAAGGAUUUGAAGGAAGGAAGGAUCCAGAGAACAGAAUUGCUACUGUAGAGAAGGCGAAAUUUGGGACGGCAGACUUUCUUGUGGAGCUUGAGAACCGGAGAUCAAUUAAGGUGUUUGGCAAGAGUAUUGUAAUUGGCCUGACCAUUACCUUCUUUGCUGGUGUUUGCUUCUCUCUUUUCUCACCAGCAUUUAAUUUGGCGACAAAUGAUCAAUGGCACACCUUGAAGAAAGGGGUGCCCAAGUUGGUUGUGUAUACUGCAUUUUUCUACUUCUCCGUCUCUUGUUUUGUAAUUGCUAUCAUUCUCAAUAUCAUCUUCCUUUAUCGUCCUGUACUGAAGUUACCAAGAUCAUCAUUAAACGCUUAUUUGAACGACUGGAAUGGAAGAAGCUGGGCCCUUUUGGCAGGUCUUCUAUGUGGGUUUGGGAACGGUCUGCAGUUUAUGGGAGGACAAGCUGCAGGAUAUGCAGCAGCAGAUGCUGUUCAGGCACUUCCACUUGUGAGCACUUUCUGGGGAAUAAUUCUGUUUGGAGAGUACCGGAGAUCAUCAAGACGGACCUAUAUAUUGCUUGUCAGUAUGCUGUCUAUGUUUAUUGCUGCCGUUGGCAUUCUCAUGGCCUCAGCUGGGCAUCGAAAAUGAGCAAGUGGUUCCAAGAUUCUUGUUCUGGACUAUCAUAAACAUUCCAUAUGGGAAAAGAACUUGACGAUGAACUUAGGAGAGCAAUAGCUGGAGGUGGCCGGUAAAUUAUUUGUGAUUGAAGAUGUCAAAGGAUUGCAUGGUGGCUGUCUCUGAAUGUAGUAAUGUAUAUCCAAUGGUUGAAGAAACAUAAAAGUGAUGGAAAAUGUAACUGAAUUUGUAUUAUAUACCUUCAGUCAGUCUCUCGCUGCCUUGUCAUUCGUCGCUGCUAGUAACAAAUCAAUUUAUUUUUCUGAUUAGUUUGUUCUGGUUAGUCAAAGGAUAUGAUCCCGGUUGUGCAAAGAAAAGGUGGUUUGUGCAGUUUUCUUCACUUGGCAAGCCCAAUAGGGGAAUGUUUCAACAUA